Macaca mulatta (Rhesus monkey) is the source of this 618-nucleotide messenger RNA. Lineage: Eukaryota; Metazoa; Chordata; Mammalia; Primates; Cercopithecidae. The record is from RefSeq and is a predicted model, not a curated record.
CAGGGACGACGUGAGUCGCUCAUGCUCUGGUCUGGCACUGGGCCUAUGAGAAGCACCAGCGGCGAGACCGGGGACGCCCUGAACUUUCCACUGGGCCGGGCCUUUACGCAGGAGCGUCGUUGCCCUGGUGACGUGACGUCCUUCCUCAGGAUUGUGCGCCGGUGUCGGAGAACAGAAGUGCAACCGCCAUUUUGCGCAUCAAUUCCCCAGAGGUUGGGUCAGGUUGUCUUAACGCAAGCAGAGGGGUGUGGCAGGGCUCCAACCGCUCGGGGUCCCGCGACUUCCAUUAAUGAAUUCGCACACUGGCCCUCACCACUCAACACACCGACGAUCUUAUGCAUUGCAUAAAGUCAGACUACUUGGUUGCAAGUGACCGAAAUUCAACUCCUCCAAAAAGGAUUUAUUGGUUCAUGUAAUUGGAAAGUGCAAGAGUGCAUCUUAAGGCAAGAGUGCAUCUGGAAACUCAAAUACUGCUGUCAAGACUGUCUCUCCAACUCUUUGUUUGCAUUGCUUUAUUCUUCUAGAGUCUCUCCUAGUGGCAGACAAAUGGCUGCCAGACAAACUCAAAUCUCCCAGUUAAGCAAUCGCAAUGGAGGAAAUAAACCAAAUAACUCUCUA